This is a messenger RNA of Lasiosphaeria miniovina, 1737 nucleotides long. RefSeq lists its product as uncharacterized. The record is from RefSeq and is a predicted model, not a curated record. The coding region runs from base 35 to 1399 and encodes 454 amino acids. The transcript has 2 exons. NCBI's taxonomy places the organism in Eukaryota, Fungi, Ascomycota, Sordariomycetes, Sordariales, Lasiosphaeriaceae.
GCCGCGAUCCCCUGUUUCCCUUGUUCCGCCACAGAUGGCGACGUCGUUUCUCGGAUGGAUGGAUGCGCCCGAGCUCUGCGGGCUCUCGGACGCGGUCGGCUAUAUCGAGCCGGACCCGGACAUCGCGGGCAUCGGCGUGCUGGCGUCGUUCCUCGUCACGGGCACGCUGGUCAUGGUGCUCGCCACCGUCCAACUGCACCGCAACUGGCUCGACGGCGACUUUGCCUUUGCGCGCAUGCUGGUGCCCUGCCCUGAUCCGCUUAUCCCUCCGCCACCAGCUGCUGCGACACCAGCUGCUGCCGCAGAACCACAGCGGAAGUGGCCCACGCUCGAGGACGCCAGGAAAUACCUCGACGGCAGGGACGGCGAACCAACACCGCGGCCGCCGCAGGGCGGUGCAGAUGAAGAUGGCGACCCAGCCCCGUGGGGACCCAAAGGCAGCCACGCCGCUGCAGCCCCCCAGCUUCCGCCGCCAUCCGCGCUCCAGGCGACGCUCUUCUCGCUCGCCGACACGCAGUUCGCGACGGGCAUCGCCGUGUGCGUGGCAGCGAUAGUCAAGAAGGACAUCACGCAGGCGCACUACCUCGUGGCGGACGAGAUGGCGUGGCUGGCGUGGCUGACGUCGACGGCCGGCAUGCUGACGGCGCGUACCGCGCUGCUGGACGCCGGCAACGGGCCCGUCAAGCGCGCCGUGCGCCUGGCCGUCAUGUGGGCGCUCGUGGCGCUCGUCUCGUUCAUCGAGGUCCGCCGCGACGACCGUCUAUAUUUUGCCGAGCAGGUUUACGCCGGCCCGGGCCCGUUCUGGGACUUGACCGAGGCCGACUCGCGCGCGUCCGUCGUGCUAUUUGCGCUGUCGCUCGUCGGCGCCGUCAUCGACACCGCGUCGCUGUUCCCCCACUGUGCGGUUCUGAUGUAUUACUACGUUGAGCUGUUUGUCGGCUGGGCGGCGCCGCCCAUCGGGAGGACGUGCGAGGGCACCGCGGAAGCGCUGCGCAAGCGGGCUUGGGUUGCUGCGGUUGGCGGCGUGGCGUCGCUGCUUCUCCAGCUGCUCGUGUGGACGCCCGUCUGGCUGUUCGUAUCCAUGCUGUACCUGUACCUGUUCUUCCCUGCCACGGCCCACUUGGCCAACAUGUUCUGGUUCGUCUACCAGACGUGGUACGCGUUCCACUGGCGCGACAUUGGCAGGAGCUGCCAGGCCCCCGAGGACGCUGGGAAAGAGGACGAGUUUGGCUUCGGCCAGGUUGUCGCCCUCACCCUCUUGAUCUCGCCCCUGAUCGCAAACGCCGACCUCUGGUGGGACGCGUGUAAGGGCUACAUGAGACGUCGCGCGGCGCAUGCUGGCUCGACCCCGACUUGGGAAGUCGAUAGCCGUGACUCUGUCUCGACUGAGAAGGAGUAGCGUGAAGAAACUGUGUCUGGCGGCCAGUUGAUUUGAGGGACCUGGUAGGUUGGAUCUUAGAAUCGGGGACUAUGCUUCGGUAAUAAAGUACAAAUAAGCAGGCUUCUCUCAUUUUCCCGAAGCCUAUAGCUCUGGGCGGUGAUCUAGAAGCUUGGUAGGGCCGUAAAAGUUAUUGGACAUGUGUAUACGACCCGGCCCCAGAGCUGUAUCUCAUCAAAGAAACCUAGUUGACACGUCCUCGACGUUAUUUCUCGACAGUAAGAUGAGGACUCCAACUCAAAUGCGUAGAUCUAGCUGACGGCAUGUUGACGACUGACGGCGUAACCCGGCUCCAAUGC